Molecule: messenger RNA, 5506 nt
Organism: Urocitellus parryii (Arctic ground squirrel)
Lineage: Eukaryota; Metazoa; Chordata; Mammalia; Rodentia; Sciuridae
Gene: Relch
Product: RAB11 binding and LisH domain, coiled-coil and HEAT repeat containing
Biological process (GO): intracellular cholesterol transport
Cellular component (GO): recycling endosome; trans-Golgi network
Molecular function (GO): protein binding
Source: RefSeq, a predicted model, not a curated record
AGAGCCGGCUGCUGGUGCAGCGGCUGCUGAGGCAGCGAGUGCUGCUGCAUCCGGAUUGCUUAUCUCCGAGGCUACGCCUGGUCUCUAAGUAGGGAGGACGGACGYAGUCAGGCCCGGGCUGUGUAGGUGCUCAGUGCCUGCCGAGUUUUAGGAGGGAUUCAGGCUGCGGCCUGUCGGAGCCAGUCAGGGAGGCGCCCACACUCCUGACAGGAUAAAAUGGCGGCGAUGGCGCCUGGAGGUAGUGGCWGUGGCGGCGGCGGCGUGAAUCCAUUCCUUAGCGAUUCGGAUGAGGACGACGACGAGGUAGCUGCGACCGAAGAACGGCGGGCAGGACUUCGGCUGGGUGCCGGCGGUGACCUAGAUCCUGGGUCUGCGGGCUCGCUGUCGCCACAGGAUCCCGUGGCCUUAGGGAGCAGUACGCGGCCAGGGCUCCCUGGGGAGGCGUCGGUGCCUGCGAUGGCCCUGGGGGGCACAGGGGAGACCCCAGCCCGCUUGUCAAUCGAUGCAAUCGCGGCUCAGCUGCUGCGCGACCAAUACUUGCUGACUGCUCURGAGCUGCACACCGAGCUGUUAGAGAGCGGUCGCGAGCUGCCUCGGCUGCGCGACUACUUCUCAAACCCGGGCAACUUCGAGAGGCAGAGCGGGACCCCGCCCGGGAUGGGGCCGCCUGGGAUCCCGGGAGCAGCCGGCGUCGGAGGCGCUGGAGGUCGGGAGCCGAGUACGACGUCGGGCGGGGGACAGCUUAACCGAGCUGGAAGCAUCAGUACUCUGGAUUCUUUAGACUUUGCAAGAUAUUCAGAUGAUGGUAACAGGGAAACAGAUGAGAGAGUGGCAGUCCUGGAGUUUGAACUACGGAAAGCCAAGGAGACCAUUCAGGCCCUCCGAGCCAACCUGACAAAGGCUGCAGAACAUGAAGUUCCUUUACAGGAACGAAAAAAUUACAAAUCGAGUCCUGAAAUUCAGGAGCCAAUCAAACCUCUUGAAAAGAGAGCUCUAAACUUCUUAGUCAAUGAAUUUUUAUUGAAGAAUAACUAUAAGCUUACAUCAAUAACUUUUUCAGAUGAAAAUGAUGAUCAGGAUUUUGAAUUAUGGGAUGAUGUAGGAUUAAACAUUCCAAAACCUCCAGACUUACUACAGCUUUACCGAGAUUUUGGAAAUCAUCAAGUGACUGGUAAAGAUCUUGUGGAUGUUGCCAGUGGAGUAGAAGAAGAUGAAUUAGAGGCUCUUACACCAGUUUUGGGCAGUCUUCCUCCAUCCCUCGAAACGCCUCAACCUGUAGAGAACUCUUUGCUAAUACAAAAAUUAGAAGAUAAAAUUAGUUUAUUAAAUAGUGAGAAAUGGUCAUUGAUGGAACAAAUCAGAAGACUUGAAAGUGAAAUGGACUGCCUCAAAAAUGAACACUUUGCUAUCCCAGCAGUUUUUGAAUCUAUUCAACCUUCCUUAGAUCCAUCUCCCCACAAAGACUCUGAAGACAGUGGACAAAGUCAAGUUGUAAAUAAUUUAGAGAAGGGAAAAAAUAAGGAUAUCCAUUCUUCAAUAACAGAUAUAACUGAUUCCAUUAUUCUUAAAGAGAAUUCUUCAGAUUCUUUCCCCAGGAUAGAAAGGGAAGGAAUGCCAUCUUCUUCUCCAGCAAGUAAAACCACAGUUCAUUUUGAUAAACCCAACAGGAAAUUGUCUCCUGCUUUCCACCAAGCACUACUUUCUUUUUGUCGAAUGUCAGCCGAUAGUCGUUUAGGAUCAGAGGUGUCUCGGAUUGCAGACAGUGAAAAAAGUGUUAUGUUAAUGCUGGGACGCUGCCUGCCACACAUUGUUCCUAAUGUACUGUUGGCAAAGAGAGAGAGAAUGGUUUUACACCUCUGUCAGGAGUUGAUUCCCCUCAUAUUGUGUACAGCAUGUCUACAUCCUGAGCCUAAAGAGAGAGAUCAGCUUCUCCACAUACUUUUCAAUUUGAUCAAGAGACCAGAUGAUGAGCAAAGGCAAAUGAUACUGACAGGUUGUGUGGCAUUUGCACGUCAUGUUGGACCAACACGUGUAGAGGCUGAACUCUUACCACAGUGUUGGGAGCAGAUUAAUCACAAAUACCCAGAAAGACGACUACUUGUGGCGGAAUCCUGUGGAGCAUUGGCACCUUACCUUCCUAAAGAAAUUCGUAGCUCCUUGGUUCUUUCAAUGUUGCAACAGAUGUUAAUGGAAGAUAAAGCAGAUUUAGUAAGAGAAGCAGUGAUCAAAAGCCUUGGAAUCAUUAUGGGAUACAUUGAUGAUCCAGACAAAUAUCAACAAGGUUUUGAAUUGUUGCUGUCAGCCUUAGGCGAUCCCUCAGAGAGAGUAGUUAGUGCAACACAUCAAGUAUUUUUACCAGCUUAUGCUGCCUGGACUACAGAACUUGGAAAUUUACAGUCUCAUCUUAUACCUACACUACUGAACAAGAUUGAAAAGCUUCUUAGGGAAGGAGAACACGGGCUGGAUGAACAUAAGCUCCACAUGUAUCUUUCUGCCUUGCAGUCUUUGAUCCCAUCUCUCUUUGCAUUAGUGCUACAAAAUGCACCUUUCUCCAGCAAAGCCAAGCUUCAUGGUGAAGUGCCACAGAUAGAAGUGACUAGGUUUCCUCGCCCUAUGUCACCUCUUCAAGAUGUGUCUACUAUUAUUGGAAGUCGUGAGCAAUUGGCAGUGCUCCUACAACUUUACGAUUACCAGCUAGAACAUGAGGGUACAACAGGCUGGGAGAGUUUGCUAUGGGUGGUCAAUCAAUUGUUGCCACAACUUAUAGAAAUAGUUGGCAAAAUUAAUGUUACUUCAACUGCCUGUGUCCAUGAAUUCUCCAGAUUUUUUUGGCGCCUUUGCCGGACAUUUGGCAAAAUUUUUACGAACACUAAGGUCAAACCUCAAUUCCAGGAGAUCUUAAGACUGUCUGAAGAAAAUAUUGAUUCCUCAGCAGGAAAUGGGGUCCUCACUAAAGCUACAGUCCCCAUUUAUGCAACAGGAGUCCUUACGUGUUAUAUUCAGGAAGAAGACCGAAAACUGUUGGUUGGAUUCUUAGAAGAUGUAAUGACCCUGCUUUCACUAUCUCAUGCUCCUCUUGAUAGCCUGAAGGCUUCUUUUGUGGAACUGGGUGCGAAUCCUGCUUACCAUGAGUUGCUGUUAACUGUUUUGUGGUAUGGUGUUGUCCAUACUUCAGCACUUGUAAGGUGUACUGCUGCUAGAAUGUUUGAGCUGUUGGUGAAGGGGGUGAAUGAAACUCUGGUAGCUCAGAGGGUUGUUCCUGCUCUCAUUACACUCUCCAGUGACCCUGAAAUCUCUGUCAGGAUUGCCACAAUUCCAGCUUUUGGCACUAUUAUGGAAACAGUUAUUCAAAGAGAGUUACUAGAAAGAGUGAAAAUGCAGUUGGCUUCUUUCCUGGAAGAUCCUCAGUAUCAAGAUCAACAUUCUUUGCAUACAGAGAUCAUAAAAACAUUUGGUAGAGUUGGGCCUAAUGCAGAACCCAGGUUCCGAGAUGAGUUCGUUAUACCACAUUUGCAUAAGUUAGCCUUGGUGAACAACUUACAAAUUGUGGAUUCUAAAAGACUGGACAUUGCUACCCAUCUUUUUGAAGCCUACAGUGCACUUUCAUGUUGUUUCAUUUCAGAGGAUUUAAUGGUAAAUCAUUUUUUACCUGGCCUCAGGUGUUUACGCACUGACAUGGAACAUCUCUCUCCAGAACAUGAGGUUAUUUUAAGUUCUAUGAUAAAAGAAUGUGAACAAAAAGUAGAAAACAAGACUGUCCAAGAGCCUCAAGGCUCAAUGUCAAUUGCUGCAAGCUUAGUGAGUGAAGAUACAAAGACGAAGUUUUUAAACAAAAUGGGUCAGUUGACAACAUCAGGUGCCAUGCUGGCCAAUGUGUUUCAGAGAAAGAAGUAGAAGGAAGAAGGAAACCCCCAAUAAACACUAAGAUGGACCUCAAACAGACUGGCUCCUUGUACUUGAAGUACUUGCCUUUUUUUAUUUCCUCAGUUUUGUGUUCUUACGUUAUAUUUUUAUCCUAACCUCCAAAAAUAUUUGCACUGCUUUUGAGUAUUGCUGUAUGUCUUCUGUUGAUUUGGGAAUUACAACUGUGGUAAUAGAAAAUUGAUUGGUUGGUCUGUACCAAGUCCCUCUUCUAUGUUCUUAUCUUUGAGAAUAAUUUUAUAUAUAUAUAUAUAUAUAUAUGUAUAUAUAUAGUGAAGAGGUUUUUGUUUUGUUUUUGUUUUUUAUUUUUGGAUGGGAUAUUAGCAAAUAUCUGUAUUAUACUCUAAGCUAUUACAAUGGUACUUAAAAUAAUGUAAAUUUGAAGUCAUUGUUAUAAAGUAAUAAAAGUGGAGAUUACUUAAGUAUUUAAAUUAUGAAAGAAUAAUGAAGACUUUUUAUUGUUUCCUAACUGACUAGAAAGAGCCACCAGCAUUACUCUGUGCCUUUUGGACUUCAGUUUGUGUGUUCUGUAGGAAUUAUGUGCAUUCCAUUCACACAGUAUUUCUUUAGGCUGCUGUGAUGAAUUUGAAUUACAAAUCCUACAGCAAAUAGAUAAUGACGAAACUUUCAACAUUUCAGAGCUCUCAUGAAUAUUCCUUAAGUAACUAUUUAAACCUCCCCAGCACUUACAUGCAUGUAAUGGACUCACCUGAGAAAAGACAGCACAUAAGCAUGGGGAGUAAUGACCAAGGUAAACUUUGCAAAGAGUGUAGUAGACUUUAAUGCUCAGAAAAAAAUGUAACUGAGAAGAGCUAAUACUUGUGAAUUUUUUCCCAAAUCAAAAUACAAAAAAAAAAUAUAUAUGGUUYGGAUCUGAAAUUUAAUAUCUUAUUUAUGUAAAACAUUUUCUUGAAGAUAUUUUCUGAUGAUUUUAAUUCCAUAGGUCACCUUUUCAUUCUGUGUGUUACAGAGAAGUAUUGAAAAGUUAAGGACAUUUAGGAAGUGCUUUUUUCCCUCUAAACUAAAAGUGACGUUGGAUAAAUUAUUAUUGGUUAGUUACCACCUUAAAGUCUAUUCUUAAAGUGACUAUUCUUGUGUUUGGUGUAUUUAAGUUAAUAUAUAGUUCCACUGGGAUUUGACUGUUGUCUCUACAGUAAUAGAACUUGAAGUAGAAAAGGAUGCUGGACACAGAAAAAGGGUGAUUGGUUUGAGGGGUUAAUGUGAGGCUUUUUUGAAAAAUGAAUAUUUUGAUAAAAGAAAAUCAUCAUUUGAGCAYGGUUGAUACUCAUAGGUGAUUCUCAUAUUUGUUGUAUAAACUGGUUUAAUAUUCUUGGAACAUAGUUGGACUAUAUUCACUUCCUGGGAAAGCUAGCUUACCAUACAUUCAAACUUACAAAAUAAGUUGCAAUAGGCAAAGCCAUUUAAAAAUUUCAUUCUAAAAUUAUUUCUUUUACCUACAGUGAAAUAAUUGUUGACAAACUAGUUCUUCUGAAAACUGUUGGAUUCUAGGCAUUCCUGAGAAAUUGAAAGUGGCUACCUUUCAUGUCAAAAAUGUUGAUCUAUUAUAAAUAAAAUGUUUUGCAUA